This is a messenger RNA of Chelonoidis abingdonii (Abingdon island giant tortoise), 506 nucleotides long. NCBI's taxonomy places the organism in Eukaryota, Metazoa, Chordata, Testudines, Testudinidae. The record is from RefSeq and is a predicted model, not a curated record.
AUGGCGGCGGCGCUAGCGGCCGAGUCCUGCCGACUCCCGGCGGCGAAGAACGUGGCCACACCCCGCGCGCGCCGGCUCCCCCCCUCACGCCGCGCGCCCAUUGGCCAGGACGCCCUGAUCUCAUUGGACGGGAAACCUGCCGCUCCGCGCGCGCGCCGGAGAGGCCUCUCUGCCCCCCAGAACCCUGACUACCAUGGCUUCGACGCGGACCCCAUGAUGGACGUGUGGAACAUGCGUCUGGCCUUCUUCUUCGGGAUCUCCCUCUGCAUCGUGGUGGGGUCCACCUUCCUGCACUACCUGCCGGAAUUCGGCAUGCGGAAGUGGGCGCGCCGGGAGGCCGAGCGGAUGGUGAAGGAGCGGGAGCGGCUGGGGCUGCCUGUCCUGGACUCCAAUUACUUCGAUCCCAGCAAGCUGGUGCUGCCGGCCGAGGAUGAGGAGUGAGGGGGGUUGGGUCGGCCCCCUCCUGGCCCCCCAGGGCUGUGUGAAUAAACCUGCUGAGCCACCUC